AAAAAAAAGAAAGAAAAAAGCAAAAUCAACAACACAAAACUGGGUCCCGCAGCCGGCGGCGGGCAGCGCGCCAGGGAUCCGGAGGCGGCCCCCGGGCUGGGGGUUGGGGUGUGUGUGGGGGGGGACGGACGGCGAGUCCCGGAGGGCGCGGCCGGCGGGAGGGGCCGGGGCGGCGCCGUCUGGGACGCGCUGGGCCCGGCAGGUGACCCGGGCCGGAGUCCGAGCCGAGCCCGCGCGGCCGCAGCUGGGAGGCGGCUGGAGUUGGCCGGAACAUGGCGGAGUAGCCGGGCCCAGGUCGCCGCCAUGGCCCGCUGGAUCCCCACCAAGAGGCAGAAGUACGGGGUUGCCAUCUAUAACUUCAAUGCCUCUCAAGAUGUGGAGCUCUCCUUGGAGAUCGGGGACACGGUCCACAUCCUGGAGAUGUACGAGGGUUGGUUCAGAGGAUACACCCUCCAAAAUAAAUCUAAAAAGGGCAUUUUCCCUGAAUCAUAUAUCCACUUGAAGGAGGCAACUGUGGAAGAUAGAGGGCAGCAUGAGACCGUGAUUCCUGGUGAGCUGCCCCUGGUCCAGGAGCUGACAUGCACGCUGCGAGAGUGGGCUGUCAUCUGGCGCAAGCUCUAUGUGAACAACGAGGUCAUACUCUUCCGCCAGCUGCAGCAGAUGACGUACAGCCUGAUCGAGUGGCGGUCCCAGAUCCUGUCUGGAACACUCCCCAAGGAUGAGCUGGCAGAGCUCAAGAAAAAGGUCACAGCCAAAAUCGAUCAUGGGAACAGAAUGCUUGGGUUAGAUCUGGUAGUGCGAGACGACAAUGGGAACAUCUUGGACCCGGAUGAAACCAGCACCGUUGCCCUCUUCAGGGCUCAUGAAAUGGCCUCCAGAAGGAUUGAGGAGAAGAUCCAGGAAGAAAAGUCAAUUCUGCAGAACGUGGACCUGCGGGGCCAGUCCAUCUUCAGUGCCGUCCACACCUAUGGCCUCUAUGUGAACUUUAAGAACUUUGUCUGCAACAUUGGAGAAGAUGCGGAGCUGUUCAUGGCCCUCUAUGACCCCGACCAGUCUACCUUCAUCAGUGAGAACUAUUUAAUUCGUUGGGGCAGUAAUGGAAUGCCAAAGGAGAUAGAGAAGCUCAAUAACCUUCAGGCCGUCUUUACUGACCUCAGCAGCACGGACCUCAUCCGGCCCCGCAUCAGCCUCGUGUGCCAGAUCGUCCGCGUGGGCCACAUGGAGCUGAAGGAGGGGAAAAAGCACACGUGUGGACUCCGAAGACCUUUUGGGGUGGCAGUGAUGGACAUUACUGAUAUCAUUCAUGGGAAGGUGGAUGAUGAAGAAAAGCAGCAUUUUAUUCCCUUUCAGCAAAUAGCAAUGGAGACCUAUAUUCGGCAGAGACAGCUAAUCAUGUCACCACUGAUUACAUCCCAUGUGAUUGGGGAGAAUGAGCCACUCACUUCGGUCUUGAAUAAAGUGAUAGCAGGAAAGGAAGUGAACCACAAAGGACAAGGGCUCUGGGUGUCCUUGAAGCUCUUGCCGGGCGACCUCACGCAGGUUCAGAAGAACUUUUCUCACUUGGUGGAUAGAUCAACCGCAAUAGCUCGGAAAAUGGGCUUCCCUGAAAUAAUACUUCCAGGAGAUGUUCGUAAUGAUAUUUAUGUUACCCUAAUCCAUGGGGAGUUUGACAAAGGGAAAAAGAAGACCCCGAAGAAUGUGGAGGUGACCAUGUCUGUGUAUGAUGAGGAGGGCAAGCUCCAGGAAAAAGCAAUUCAUCCUGGUGCUGGAUAUGAAGGCAUUUCUGAGUACAAAUCAGUAGUCUACUAUCAAGUCAAGCAGCCCUGCUGGUAUGAGACUGUUAAGGUGUCCAUUCCUAUAGAAGAAGUUGCGCAUUGCCAUAUAAGAUUUACCUUCCGACAUAGAUCAUCUCAGGAAUCCAGAGAUAAAUCAGAGCGAGCCUUUGGGGUGGCCUUCGUGAAAUUGAUGAACCCCGAUGGCACCACUCUGCAGGACGGGAGACAUGACCUGGUGGUUUAUAAGGGUGACAACAAGAAAAUGGAAGAUGCUAAGUUCUACCUGACCCUUCCUGGGACCAAAUUAGAGAUGGAAGAAAAAGAGCUCCAAGCAUCCAAAACUCUGACCAACUUUACUGCGAGCAAGGAGAGCACAAAGGAUAGCUUUCAGAUCGCCACUCUCAUUUGCUCUACAAAGCUCACACAGAAUGUUGACCUGUUAGGCUUAUUAAAUUGGCGUUCAAACUCCCAGAACAUUAAACACAACUUAAAGAAGCUAAUGGAGGUGGAUGGAGGAGAGAUUGUUAAGUUUUUGCAAGAUACACUAGAUGCACUUUUUAACAUAAUGAUGGAGAAGUCUGACAAUGAAACAUACGAUUUUCUUGUGUUUGAUGCACUGGUUUUUAUUAUUUCACUAAUAGGAGACAUCAAGUUCCAGAAUUUUAAUCCUGUUCUUGAAACCUACAUUUACAAGCACUUCAGUGCCACGCUGGCAUAUGUGAAACUCUCCAAGGUACUGAACUACUAUGUGGCUAAUGCAGAUGACUCCAGCAAGACAGAAAUGCUCUUUGCUGCUUUGAAAGCCUUAAAGUACUUGUUUAGAUUUAUCAUCCAAUCUCGAGUACUCUACUUGAGAUUUUAUGGCCAGAGUGAAGAUGGAGAUGAAUUUAACAAUUCAAUUCGCCAGUUAUUUCUUGCUUUUAAUACGCUAAUGGACAGGCCCCUGGAGGAAGCUGUCAAGAUCAAGGGGGCAGCUUUGAAGUACCUUCCAAGCAUAAUUAAUGAUGUCAGACUUGUGUUUGAUCCAGUUGAGCUCAGUUUGCUCUUCAGCAAGUUCAUCCAAAGCAUUCCUGACAACCAGUUGGUGCGCCAGAAACUCAACUGCAUGACCAAGAUAGUAGAGAGCAAUCUUUUUCUACAGUCAGAGUCCAGAGACACGCUGCUGCCGCUGCUCAUAGACCAGCUCAGCGGCCAGCUGGACGACCACUCCAGCAAGCCUGACCAUGAGGCCAGCUCGCAGCUCCUGAGCAACAUCCUUGAAGUGCUGGACCGGAAGGAUGUGGGCCCCACAGCAUCGAACAUAAAGCAGAUCAUGGAGCGGCUCCUGAGACGGAUCAACCGGACCGUGAUUGGGAUGAACCGACAGUCUCCCCACAUUGGGAGUUUUGUUGCUUGUAUGAUUGCCAUCCUGCGGCAAAUGGAAGACAGUCACUACAGCGAGUACAUCAAUACUUUCAAAACCGUCCAGGACAUCACUGACUUCCUCAUGGAAACUUUCAUCAUGUUUAAGGACCUGAUUGGAAAGAAUGUCUAUGCCAAAGACUGGAUGGUGAUGAAUAUGACGCAGAGCAGGGUUUUUCUCCGUGCUAUAAACCAAUUUUCUGAUGUUCUCACAAGAGUCUUCAUGGAACACACAAACUUUGAACUUCAGCUCUGGAACAAUUACUUCCAUUUGGCGGUAGCAUUUCUCACCCAUGAGUCUCUUCAGCUCGAAACCUUCUCACAAGCUAAACGCAACAAAAUUUUGAAAAAAUAUGGGGACAUGAGAAAGGAAAUCGGCUUUAGAAUCCGGGACAUGUGGUAUAACCUGGGUCCCCACAAAAUCAAAUUCAUCCCAUCCAUGGUGGGACCCAUUCUGGAGGUCACACUGACCCCUGAAGUAGAGCUCCGGAAAGCCACCAUCCCCAUUUUCUUUGAUAUGAUGCAGUGUGAGUUCAAUUUCAGUGGGAAUGGCAAUUUCCACAUGUUUGAGAAUGAGUUGAUCACUAAGCUGGACCAAGAGGUAGAAGGAGGAAGAGGAGAUGAACAAUACAAAGAGCUGCUGGAAAAACUGCUCCUAGAACAUUGCCGGAAACACAAAUACCUCUCCAGCUCUGGAGAAGUCUUCGCACUUCUGGUCAGCAGCCUCUUAGAGAAUCUCUUAGACUACAGGACCAUCAUCAUGCACGAUGAGAGCAAGGAGAACCGCAUGAGCUGCACAGUCAACGUACUGAAUUUUUAUAAAGAGAAGAAGAGAGAGGACAUCUAUAUAAGAUACUUGUACAAGCUGCGGGACUUGCACCGAGACUGUGAGAAUUAUACAGAAGCUGCCUAUACACUUCUCUUACAUGCUGAGCUUCUGCAGUGGUCUGACAAGCCCUGUGUGCCCCAUCUGCUUCAGAGGGACAGUUACUACGUCUAUACCCAGCAGGAGCUUAAAGAGAAGCUGUACCAGGAAAUCAUCUCCUAUUUUGACAAAGGCAAAAUGUGGGAGAAGGCGAUCAAACUGAGCAAAGAGUUGGCAGAGACGUAUGAGAGUAAAGUGUUUGACUACGAGGGCCUCGGCAAUCUCCUGAAAAAAAGAGCCUUGUUUUAUGAGAACAUCAUCAAGGCCAUGAGGCCCCAGCCUGAAUACUUCGCUGUCGGAUACUACGGGCAGGGCUUCCCUUCUUUCCUGCGGAAUAAAAUCUUCAUCUACCGAGGGAAGGAAUAUGAGCGGCGAGAGGAUUUCAGCCUGAGGUUGCUGACCCAGUUCCCCAACGCGGAGAAGAUGACGAGCACCACCCCCCCAGGAGAGGAAAUCAAGGCCUCCCCAAAGCAGUACAUGCAGUGUUUCACCGUCAAGCCUGUGAUGAGCCUGCCGCCCAACUACAAGGAUAAGCCUGUUCCAGAGCAGAUUUUAAACUACUACCGAGCCAACGAAGUGCAGCAGUUCAGCUAUUCCCGGCCGUUCCGGAAAGGAGAGAAGGACCCCGACAAUGAAUUUGCUACCAUGUGGAUAGAAAGGACCACGUAUACCACAGCAUAUACCUUUCCUGGGAUUCUCAAGUGGUUUGAAGUCAAACAGAUUUCCACAGAGGAAAUCAGCCCUCUGGAGAACGCCAUCGAGACCAUGGAGCUCACCAACGAGAAGAUCAGCAACUGCGUGCAGCAGCACGCCUGGGACCGUUCCCUGUCCGUGCACCCGCUCUCCAUGCUGCUCAGUGGCAUUGUGGACCCUGCCGUCAUGGGGGGCUACUCCAACUAUGAGAAGGCAUUUUUUACAGAGAAAUACUUGCAGGAGCAUCCCGAAGACCAGGAGAAGAUUGAGCUGCUGAAACGGCUCAUAGCACUGCAGAUGCCUCUAUUGACAGAGGGGAUCCGCAUUCAUGGGGAGAAGCUGACGGAGCAGCUGAAGCCGUUACACGACCGGUUGUCUUCUUGCUUUAGGGAGCUGAAGGAUAAAGUAGAAAGGCUCUACGGGGUGAUCACACUGCCCCCCAACUUGACUGAGAGGAAGCCAAGCCGCACAGGGUCUAUGGUGCUCCCCUACAUCAUGUCCUCUACUCUGCGGAGAUUGUCUGUCACUUCCGUGACCUCCUCUGUGAUCUCCACCUCUUCCAACUCAUCAGAUACUGCUCCCUCCAGACCAGGCUCUGAUGGGUCCAUUUUGGAGCCACUUUUGGAACGCAGAGCCUCUUCAGGUGCCAGGGUUGAUGACCUGGCGCUUAAAGAGGACAAUGAGAACCGGAUGAACAAGUUGAAGAGAAAAGACUGGAACCUGAGCAAGUCCCAGGUCAUUGCAGAGAAAACACCAGAACCUGAUCUGAUGAGCCCAUCCAAAAAAGCACAAAGACCAAAGAGCCUUCAGUUGAUGGACAAUCGGCUGACACCAUUUCAAGGCUCUCCACCUCCUCAGUCAAUGCCCCUGAGCCCACCUCCACUCACUCCCAAAGCUGCCAGGACCCUCAGCUCUCCAUCUCUGCAGACAGAUGGGGUGACGACCGCUACUGUCCCACCUCCGCCUCCCCCCAAGACCAGCCAGAGGAACUCCACAGAGAUUGCUCCCCCACUGCCUGUCAGAAGAGAUGCCAAGGCCCCACCCCCUCCACCUCCAAAAGCUCGGAAAUCUGGAGUCCUUUCUUCUGAGCCUGGAUCCCAAUGAAAGUUCUACCCUUUGGAACUUCAAGCAACUUGGACCGCUGAUGCCUGAGAAUUGACUGCAUGGGCAGCUGCUUCCGAAGCUCAUUGCAUGCGAUGUCCUGCUGCCUACUUUCCUGCUCUCCCAUUGGGGUUGAUCAGACAAAAAUUGGUUCUAUUUGUUUAAAAGAUUCUUUUGGAUCAAUACCUAUGGCCGGCCACAUCUACGGAACAUGAGUUCCAGAGUGGCUGUAUCCUGUGCAUUUCUAAAAGCAGAGCUCUUGUCUCACCAUUGUUACAUGACAGCUGCCAAUGCAGAGCCACUGGCCCUGAAGAUGCUCAGAGAUGUUCCUCUAUGAUAGUGAUAGAAGAAAAUCAGUUCCCCGUUCCUUGGUGGGAUUUCUUGUGCUUCUGAAAAACUGCUCGAGAUUCACUUUCCACACCGUCCAAGGAAUAUGUUGGAAGAAACUUCUGUCAAGUACCUUUUGAAAGUUGAAAUAAUAUCUUUCUAAGGUCUUUCUGUCUUCCUUGAAGAUAGUAAUACUUUUGGAUGGGAGACUGUCUUCUUUGGGGUAUGUGUGUCUAUCAUGGUUGAAAAAACAUGCACUCAGUUUGAGUUCUGAGUUCGUAUGUCCUUCCUACCCCACCACUUGUGACAAGAAAAAACUGCCCGCCUCCCCAGGAGUCACCCGUGUCUAAUAUGCACCAGUCACUUCUUCCUAGACAAAGUCCUCUGAAGCUUUCUUGUCCCUUUGCCUCUUUUGAGUGCAAAUCACUGGAUAUAUGGAACUCUAAAGCCUAGAUUCAAGAACUCAACUCGCAGAUUCCAUUUGAAGGGCCUGUGGCUCCUCUCUACUUUUACCCUGGCGAAUACAGUGCAAUAUCUCAUUUUGAUUAUUUAUUCCUCUUGAUCAUGGAGUUAAUUUGAUGAUGUGUGUAUGAGAGCAAUGCCAGUACUCUUUAAAAAAAAAUGGAGUCUUUUCAAUGAUCAAGUAAUAUAUUGUACAUAAAUAGCAGUACAAAGUUAGAGAUAUUUUGAGCUGGAAGAGUCUCAAAAGCUUAAACAUGAAGCCUUUCCUUUUUGUAGAUAUGAAUAGUGAGGCUGAACACAGAAAAUUGUACCACAUAUUCUUACUAAUAAUGCAGCUUGCUCCAGCAGAUAAUCCUGAUCUAGAUCACAUCCCCAACUAACACUUUACAACCUGCCCCUAGUUGAAACAAGAAAGGAAAGGUCCCAGGUAUUUCUUCUUUCUUUUUUUUUUUGCUUUUUGGGUCACACUCGGCGAUGCACAGAGGUUACUCCUGGCUUUGCACUCAGGAAUUUCUCCUGGCGGUGCACAGGGGACCAUAUGGGAUGCUGGGGAUUGUACCCAGGUCAGCUGCGUGCAAGACAAAUGCUCUACCCACUAUACUAUUGCUCCAGCCCUUGUCCCAGAUAUUUCUACACUCUUAGGUCAAGCUUGUUUUUUUUGUUGUUGUUGUUGUUUUAAAUCACAAAUUCCCAGAAUUCCCGAGGACAACCUGAGGGUCAUCUAUUAAGGGUUUCUCUCACAACUUCUCACAAUCCUCUUUCCUCAAGGUAGAGAGCAGGGAGGGAGAUUUCAGCUUAAAGAAUUUGGAUCCACUUGCCCACUUGAGUGUGCUUCUUUCAGUGCCAUCUCUUUGAGGAAAGAUAUCCCAGUUGAUCACAAGAUCCGGAAGCAACCUCCUCUGAAAUGUGUCCAGUGACACUCAAGAAAUGAGUAAGGAUGUUCUAGAAGUGGGGAGGAAAAGAGAUCCUCAUCCUGUUCAGAAGAACUUCAUGAUGGCAUAAGGAAAGAACGUGCGCUUUGGAAUGAAUCUCAGCUGGUUUCAGAUCUUCCCUGCUCAACUACCUAUAAAUUUUGCUGAUUCUCACAGGGUAUUUUAAAUUCUCUAAGCUUUUAUUUUCUCACUUUUCAAAAUGGGAUUACGACAGUAUUUUGUGAGAUUUCAUGUCAGCUCAAACGAAAUUAUAGGUACUCAUGAAAUGGUCCUUCCUGUUCUCUGCUAGGCCUAGAGCAUUGUAAUACCAUCCUCUUUCCCUCAGGUAAUUUAGAAUUGAGUGCUGAUCAGUUCUUCACACACAGCUUCUCUCUUGGAGUCUCUCACAUAAUCUUCUAUGCCUAGAGACAAAGUGGUAUUAAGAACUGAAGAAGAUUCUUGGAGCCAGAGCAAUAGUAUAGCAGGAAGGACUCUUGCCUCUCAUGUGGCUGACCCAGGUUCAAUCCGUGAUAUCUCCUAUAGUCCCCUGUGCACCACUACAAGUAAUUCCUAAGUGCAGAGCCGGGAGUAACCCCUGAGCAUUGCCGGGUCCCAAAACAAAAACAAAACAAAUGAACAACAAACUCGAAGAAGUUUCUCAGUGGGGCAGAAAAUCUAAAUAAGUAACGGGAAGUUUACCUACUCAGUGUUGACAGAGCCCAGAGCAGCUUCUGAGAAGUUCCUUGACUGGAGGGGAUUUGAAUUUUCCCACCCUGCUUUUCUAGUUGUCUUUAAAAGAUGUUGUGUUAUCUCUAGGGAGGAAAAUAAAUCCAAACCUUCAGUUACUCCAUCAGAGCAGUAGAAAUGCAAGAUAGUCUUUGAUUAAAGGCUAGGAAAACUUAAUCAGUGCCCAGAUACAUUCCCUUCUUUCAUAUAACUUUUUUUUUUCAUUUCCUUUCCACAUUCUUAAAAAUACUAAGAUAUCUUCACCUGAACACAAAGCACUCUGGGUAAUGUUAUAGAUAAUAAAUUACAAAGGUCAUUGGAAGAUACAUCUUCUUGGGAAGCCAUUGUGUAGGAUAGUUUUACGUUCUACUGAAGCCAAAGAAGAAAACAGCAAAGAAAUUCCUGCUAACAUUUCAUUUUGAAGCGAUGGAAGUAAGGGGGAAAAAGAACUGAUGUUUACGUUCCUUGAGAAGAACUCUGGAGUAUUGAAAGCUGUUAAAAAUCACACCCAAAUGGUCACAUUUGUGGAUAUUCGUUUAUGAGGUCGAUUUAAAUCCUUUUCUUCUCUUUCUCUGUCAUGGUGACUGGUCUUACUUUAAGAACUUUUUUUUUUUUUGACAAUUGUUUGAUUCAGCGUCUGUCAUCCAUUUGACCCCUCUGAAACAGUUCAAUGUGUUGAAUCAAAUCGACCCCAAAAUACAAAGACAAUGAUAUGCUACGUAAUUGGAAAGUUUGUGAUGUCUGAAGAUAAUGAGCCCCCUCAUUUAGACUGUGGGUCCAGAGGCUGUCCCCCUUUCUCCAUCACACCUUCCCUCCAGAGUUGUAGCAUCAUCUGUGAGAAAAUGCUGCCCUAAAGUUUACCUUUCUUCAAUCUUUUCAAGCUGCAAGAGUCUUUCCCCCUUCUUUGCCCCCAGACUGUGGAGUGAUUUCUUAGUCUAAAAUUGAGACAUGCCUCACACACCAGAAAGUAGACAAGUCUGAGGUAUAUUGAUAGAUCAAAUUUUACAUAAAUAUACAACCAUGCCCCAUGCCCCUCCCAUCCAGCUAUGACAGCUUCAGCAGCACUCUAGAAGGUUCUCAUUUGUAAAAGGUAACUAGGAGAUGCUUUGAAUUUGUAUCUUUCCUUCUUCCACUUCUCAGGUAACAAAAAGAGGAGAAAAAACUUUCCAUAAAGGACCAUAAAGACUCUGUAUCUUUGGGGAAGUCAUCUCUUAUGGGCCUCAGUUUCUUCAUGUACAUGUAUAUAUUUGAGGUGACAUGAUUUUUAGCACCUUUCUUUUAUUUCAAGUGAAUGAAAAAGAGAAAGUGAAAAUGAAGCUCUGUCUCUGUUUAAAGGCUCUUCAGUCAAUGCAUGACUUUAUUAGGAUUUUAAAAUGGAAUUGGAAAAGAUCCUUUUCUCUUAGGGUGGAAUAAAGAUUGGAACCAUAAACUUAAUUAUCUACCAAAGGAGAAAAAGAUAGUUUUCCUUUCAGGUUGAUAAUUUCACACUGAUUCUAAUAAUCCAGCCAAAGUUGAUCUUUAGUAAAUGCUGCACAGAUACUUCUUUUAGUCAGUUCUUUCAUCAAAAAGCGACAUUGUCGUGAUUUUGUAAACUGGUUGGAUUUCCAACAUGGACAUAUAGGAAAAUGUGCAUCAAAGUAGAGACAUUUUGUUCAGAUUUGCUGUUAUUUAUUUUUUAAAUUAAAAAUGGAAAUUAUUUUCAA
Sorex araneus (European shrew) is the source of this 10024-nucleotide messenger RNA. RefSeq names its product dedicator of cytokinesis 5 (gene DOCK5). The record is from RefSeq and is a predicted model, not a curated record. Lineage: Eukaryota; Metazoa; Chordata; Mammalia; Eulipotyphla; Soricidae. Gene Ontology annotation, cellular component: cytoplasm; plasma membrane. Bases 304 to 5898 code for a protein of 1864 amino acids. Gene Ontology annotation, biological process: cell migration; small GTPase-mediated signal transduction. The transcript has 52 exons. Gene Ontology annotation, molecular function: GTPase activator activity; small GTPase binding; guanyl-nucleotide exchange factor activity.